UUUUUCGUGGUUAUGUUUACGUGAAUCAAAGCCGUAAAAACGUUGGACAAAAAUCCUUUUCCCAAUAGCUUUUAUAAUAAUUUUGUAUUGCAUUUAAUAGUAACAAUGUUUUCUGCCAACAUGUAUUUAUCUGCAUAUGAUAGACAUAAAAAAAUCAUCAACGAUUAUCUUCUACUCCGAAAUGGUUCCUUGAGCGACUUCAAACGCGACACGUCUCGGGAUAAAACGGACUUAGAUGUGAUCAGAGAAAAUCACAAAUUUUUAUGGAACGAAGAGGAUGAACCUGAAACUUGGGAAUCACGUCUGGCCAAAAAGUAUUAUGACAAAUUGUUCAAGGAGUACUGCAUUUCUGACCUGACAUACUUUAAAUAUAAUAAGAUUGCUCUUAGAUGGAGAACAGAAAAAGAAGUAAUCACAGGCAAGGGUCAGUUUGAAUGUGGGAGCAAAAAGUGUACCAUAAAGGACGGUCUUCGUUCUUGGGAAGUGAAUUUUGCUUACGAGGAGGAUGGAGAAAAAAAGAACGCCUUGGUUAAAUUAAGAUUAUGCCCUGAGUGUUCCAUAAAGUUGAACUAUCGUUCUCAAAAACGAGAGGUCAAAAGAAGAAAAGCCCUGAAGCGUUUGGGUAAAAGUUCGACAUCGAAAGAAAUUUCUGGUUCAUCAAGUGAUCAAGAAAUCGAGAUAAAAGAUGAACCAGAGAGCGAAGCAGAGCCAGCCUCAACAGAAGAACAAGUAGCAGCAGAUGUUGAAUCCGAAAUUUGGAGAGAGAAGCCAUCAGAGGACGAAGAAAAGACAAGAGAGCAAGAAUUCGAAGAAUAUUUGGCGGAUUUGUUUUUAUGAUUAUUUUUCUAUCUUGGGGAAAUAUUCCAGUUUUUGAAUGAACUCAGGGUGUCUAUUCACCUGGGAAAUCUGGAAUUGUCAGGGAACUAUUAUAUAUCUGGAAAAUUUUAAAAAUGUGAAGUAAUUUUUUCGAAAACCUGAUUAAAUUAAAAAAAA
Belonocnema kinseyi is the source of this 993-nucleotide messenger RNA. RefSeq names its product protein FRA10AC1. Lineage: Eukaryota; Metazoa; Arthropoda; Insecta; Hymenoptera; Cynipidae. The record is from RefSeq and is a predicted model, not a curated record. The coding region runs from base 106 to 837 and encodes 243 amino acids. Gene Ontology annotation, molecular function: phosphatase activity. Gene Ontology annotation, biological process: dephosphorylation. The transcript is spliced from 4 exons.